AUGGAUAUUCCUGGAAAGUCGCUGAAAGUGAAGAUUCCGGUGCAAGCUCCGAUCAAUUCGAAGCCGGAGAAAAAAGAAGAGGAUGAAGGAGAAGAAGAUGGAUUCACAACUCCAAAGGGGGCUCAAUUCAGGAUUCCGCCGCAGCUUGAGUGUCCUCCGGCACCGGGUCCUCGCAUCAACCGGAAGAAGAUCGACAAACGCCGGAAAAGAUCCACCGGAAGGAGGCUUGUCUCCAUCAACGUUCAAGAGUUGGAUACGGUCUUCGCAGCUUGCGAAGACACAUACAUAGUUGCAGAAGAUUCUUAA
Messenger RNA from Thlaspi arvense, 306 nucleotides. Lineage: Eukaryota; Viridiplantae; Streptophyta; Magnoliopsida; Brassicales; Brassicaceae. The record is from the annotation of a GenBank genome assembly.